AUGAAACCAGCUAUCAUUUGUGCUUCACUUUUACAUCGUUCUAAAUUUACGAAUCCUUUUUUUUGGUUAAUUUAAUUUUACACUUUAAAAUAUUAGAAUUAAAAAUUAACAAACUCCUAAUGUUUUUUAAUGAUAAUCUCAAAAUUAUACAUUUUUUCCAGAACUAGCUUAAUUAAGAUAAAUUGGUAUAUUUUUUUCAAAUGA
Paramecium sonneborni is the source of this 204-nucleotide messenger RNA. NCBI's taxonomy places the organism in Eukaryota, Ciliophora, Oligohymenophorea, Peniculida, Parameciidae. The record is from the annotation of a GenBank genome assembly.